AUGACUGUAUCAUAUUCAUCCGGAAAUUUUUUUCGUUUAUUUCUUAGAUGGAAAGGCUCUAUAUGGCGCUCUGUAUGGAGAGAGCUUUGUGUAUUUCUUAUUCUGUUCUAUUCUAUACGACUCUUUUAUAAUGAUGUCAUACCAUACCUAGAUCCACAUUCCAGAAAAUCUUAUAAAAAAACAUUUAAUAGACUCGCACGUGAGUUCAAUGAGUAUACGAAGUUGAUUCCAUUGACGUUCUUACUUGGAUUCUACGUGUCAAACGUUGUUUCGAGAUGGUGGAGACAGUUUGAAAGUUUAUCAUGGCCUGAAGAUCUCAUAUCAAUAGUCUGCCUCGUUCUUCCCUUUCAAGAUACCAUAUCUUCCCAAGCUAGACAUCAAAUAGCCAGAUAUGCCAAUUUAGCUGCAACAAUCGCCUGGCGUGACAUAUCCUCGAAGGUAAGACUUCGAUUCCCAGAACUUAGCAACCUAAUUGACGCAGGAUUGCUGACAGAACAUGAGCUACAGGCGUUGCAAUCUUAUAAAGAAGACUCUCCGGGCAUUAUGUGGCUAACUCCCUUACACUGGGUGCAACAAAUAAUUGCAAGAGAAGUUAGUUCGAAUAGAGCGCAAGUUCAAUAUUUAUCAAGUUUCUCAAAUGAGCUGAAGAAUUACCGAGUCUCCCUGCGCCGUCUCUAUAGCCAUGAUUGGGUAUGCUUACCUUUAGUAUAUACUCAGGUUGCAGCUUUGGCCACUUAUUCUUUUUUCUUCUUCUGCUUGUUCGGCCGACAGUUUUUGGAUGAUGAUGAGGGAAUAGAUUUUCGCAUCCCACUGUUCACUAUUGUUCAGUUUCUCUUUUUUGUUGGCUGGUUCAAAGUUGGUCAAGAUUUGAUGAGGCCUUUUGGCCUUGACGAUGAUGAUAUUGAGUUGAACUACAUACUUGAUCGUAACUUGGUAUCUUCAUUUGCUAUCAUACAUACGCUCCAUCUCGCAUCUCCACCAAACUUCGAAGAAGAUUCUUAUUGGACAUACAGUCAGUCUGGAAAAAAACCGGAGAACAGCUCGUUAUUAUGGGGGCGGAUAGAUCUAACAAGAACUGCGCAUAAGCAUCCUCCAAAAUCACAUACUUAUAUUGACAUAGAUGAUGAUUCCAUGAAUUUCUUCAAAUCUAAGUGCUACAUGUCAUCUCGACCAGACAAAUUCAUGUAUUGGUGA
Messenger RNA from Auanema sp. JU1783, 1194 nucleotides. NCBI's taxonomy places the organism in Eukaryota, Metazoa, Nematoda, Chromadorea, Rhabditida, Rhabditidae. The record is from the annotation of a GenBank genome assembly.